AAAGUCAACAGGAGCUCUGUUUAUGGAAUGUUUGAAGGCUUGUGAGGGGAGGGGGGUAUCUUUAUUGAUUUCAUUCUUUUAUACAAUGCAGGGAGAUGUAUAUUUUCAAAUUUAUGCAGAGGCUAAGUCUUGUGAUGCAGGGCUAAAAUGGGUCUCCACACCUUGCCAUGGGCAAGACAUGGUGCCCUUGUUAUGUGUGAUUUCUUAAUCUUUUUUUCCCCACAAAGUUUCAAAAUAAUUUAAGAAAAAGUCAGCUUGGCUUAGUAGUAAAGGGGACUCAGGAGCAUAUAUUUAACUUUCACAACAGAAAAUGUCAGAAGUGGCUUGUUCAGAGAUGAUGAACAAUUGAAAGCUGAAGCUAGGUCUUUUUUUCCUUUCUUAAAAGGAAAGGGGGGAAAUGUCUUCCCUUUCCUGUCACCGCCCCCCAGUGACAGCCCAAGUAUAAUUUUAAAUAUAAUGUUGCCUGUAUUUAAACUACUUCUAAUUCUCAGUUAAAAUAAAGUCCUCUUUGUAACAUUUAAAUAAUUUUUACUUUCAGCUCUUAAUACAAUGAAGGGGUUUGGCUCUGUGUGAAGGACUACAUGAAAGCUACCAUCAAUUUGGCAUGACCAGCUUCCAAGUUGCCAAUCUAAAGCUAUUUCACACUAUUAGUCUGAUGUUAGAUUAUUCCAUUUUCAUUUUGUUACAGUAUUAGCCAUGCUAAGUUCAAGUAAUUUGUUUGGGGGACCUCUUGACAAACCCUAUGUGCUGCAUAAGUGAUGUUAUUAAUUCUAUCGGUAGUACUCUUUCCUGCGAGUCAGUAUGGUGUUGGGAGGUACUGUGCAGUGGGAGGUACCUUGUUUUGAGUGAGAUGGAAAACCAAGACCCAAAUAUCUUUGGCUAUUAAAAAUCUCAUGGGAUAUUUCAUAUGGAUAGAAGUGUUAAUCAUGGUUUGUUGGCCUGACCUCAGUUUGAGAAUAAUUCCCACACCUACACUUUCAUUUGGAUAUGCUAUUCUUAUUUAUUGCCUGUUCUGAACCAGCACGUAGUUUGUUGGAUGCUUCAAAUUGUUGAAGAGUUCUGUCUAAGUGGAGGCUGUUUUUCUGUGAGCAAAUUAUUUCCAUGUUUUGUGAAAUGUUUCAGGAUCUUGUUGAACAAAGGUUUCACCCAUUUGCCUUGCCUCCCAUUUCUUUUGUGGUGAUUUUAUAGUACCAGUGAGUGUUCAAGGCACUCCAUGGAAGAUAUUUUAAAGAAAGCCAGGUCUCUUUUCUUCUCUGGAGAGCAUACAAUAUAAAUGAAAACUUGAGACAAGUGGGAAUAAGGUGUAGAGCAGUAGAGGCAAGAGAUAAGAAAAAAAUUACUUAAUUGAGGCCUACCUGUCUUGGCAGUGCAUGUGUUUUUUCUUGUGUGUGAAUUUGUGCAUUUAACAUAAAAAAAAUUCUUUUUGCAGGCCAUCCUGAAGAAAUGGGUAUUUAGGAGUGAUUUAAAUGAGCUGACAGUGAUGGUUUGGUGAACAGAUAGAUGUUGGAAGGGCAUUCCUAGAAUAAGAGGCAGUGUGGAACGAGGCAUAUGAGAAAAUAUGAAAGGAGAGUAAAAAUCUGGAUGUCCUCAGGUCUCAGAAAUGAGCAGAAAGAGAAGAAAAAGCUGCAAGGGCAGAAAAAGCUCAGAUGCCAGAGAAUAUGAACAUUUGCCAGCCAUUUGUAAAUGCCAGCAAAAUGUAAAAGGCCUUCAAAAUAAAGCAGAUGAGGACCUAGUGGAAACUAACUUCCCUGAGCCAGUGGACGUGGAGAGGUCCGAAGAAAACAGGAAAGAUCACUCUUGUACACCAAUGACUGGGCAACAGAAUAACUCAGGUGCAUGUGAAGAUAAAGAACAAGAAAAUACAGAUGACAGUGAAAAAGAAGGAGGGAAGGAAAAAGAUUGCCCUCCACCAGCAUUCUCUCAUCAGCAGGAAGAGGUCCUAGCAGUGGUAACCUUCAAUGAAUCAGAAGCCUUAUCAACAGGAAAAAUUACACUGAAGCACAACCCAAGCUCUGCAGAGCCCUUUGAUUUGGCUAGUGAAGUAAUUACUGCAGAAUUAAAAUGUGGUGGUUUUAAUAUGAAUGUAGAAAUUAAAAAGGGCUUAUUUGAUUCUGGAACAAGCAUUGUAAUUGAGAAAAGGAAAUGUCCAAAGAACAGAAAGUGCUAUCGUGACAAGAAAUAUCAGAAAAGCCACUAUUCUAAGUGCUGUAAGUGUCAGGAUCCAUCAACUGACCAUUCUAUAGAUGACAAUGAGAGUUAUAAGGCAUCUUCUAAACACAAAAUACAAAUUGCCAGCAACAAGAACACCUCACUGAAAGUAAGCAUCGUAGGAAAGGAAAUUAAAGUGAAAUACAACAAUAGAAAGCAGUAUCCAAUAAUUCAUAUCGAACCAGGGGAACACACACAGUCACGGGGCAAAACUUGCAGCAGGAAAUAUGGAAACACUUAUUCCAAUGAUACAGACUAUUCUGUAACAGAGGUAUCUUGCAGCACUGAUUAUGAGUCAGAUUUUAGCCUUCAUGAAAAGGAAGAGUCAUUUACAAACUAUACAUGUCCAGACUGGUAUCUACUUCUUCCUCCACCUGAAGAGUUUGCUGACAGCAAAGAAAUAUGUUUAGAUACCACUACAGAGGUUGCAACCUUACUCCCAGUUAGUGAUAGAAAAGAACCUGACACCUUGCCUGCAGUCUUACCAGCUUGGGAGGAAGGAAAUCAUAUCUGUAAACAGAAAGAACCUGGGACUGAAGAUCUUGCCAGUGAAAAGGAAGAUUUCUGUAAAGACAAGAUAAUUUUCUCAGAAUUUAGUUAUAAUGGAGGUUGUCAUUUAGAUACUAAUGGUUCAGGUGAAAAAAGCUUUGGUAAGGAACUUAUUGAUGAAACCAAUGAAGCAGGGCAAAUAAGAAACAACAGUCUCAUUGACAUAAGGAAUACUAUGAUAGCUUCACACCUGGAGCCAAAAGCAGUUAGAAGAAAGUCUUUUCCAGAUGCCACCAUUGAUGUAUUGUCACCAGUUCACCACAGAAGAGAUUCUGGCUUUUAUUCAUUGCCAUCUUUAUCCUUAAAAGUACUGCCCAAGCAAGCCAAAGCAGUAGAUGUUUACAGCAAGAAUACUCAGACUCAUACCAGCUGUACAGAACUUUGUAAGUGUUCCAGUCUCACAUCAUUCAGCAGUCUGAGAGCUCUCAAAUCUUAUCAGUAUGCCUUCACCUCUUACAAUCAUGACAUGACCAUUUACCAUUCUGAGCUGGAAGGAAGUAUAGAUGAUGCUUUCUUCUUGACUCACUAUGAAGACUAUAUAGGGGACUGUAAAGAAAUGGAAGAGACAUUAGUGGAAACAUUUCAUUCCAGCAUCAAUUCAAGUGUAGAACAGAAACUGGAGCAUAGAUACUCAGAGCCUCUGCAGAACCUUGCUGUAUGUGAUGAACACACUGAGUUUACAGAAAGCGGUUUAGAUGAGGAGACACUAGAGAGUGAUCAUCGCUUUGCUGUACAAGGCCAUGUUGAAGUACAGAAUAAAGCCCUGAUAUUUCAAGUCCCUUCUCCUUCCAGAAGCCCUUCAAAUGACCAUUUUAGUGACAAAAGCAUAGCUAAUACAGUAGCCAUAGACUGUGUCCAAAGCCAACAUUCAACUUUACAGCCAAGGAAGUAUGUUCAUCCAGCUACUACAGAGCCUGAGGUAACAAUAAAGAAACGGAAAGGAUCAGUGAUGACUGUAAUAACUGGAGAGCGAGAACGAAGGCUUAUCAUUCAAGGCGACAGUAAGGGGAGAGCUGAUUCCUUUGGCUCUGGGAUAAAAAAUGAGCCUAAGCUACCCUGCAGCAUUCGAGAAAAAUCAUUUAUGUCCCCUUUGUUGGAUGCUGAGGAGUCAGAUAUAGAUAAUGAAUUACAGAGCUUUUCUGAGAUCCGGGACAUAUCUGGGAAUAUUCCUGAUGAAGCCAAUUUCCAUGAUGAUUCCACACAUAUUACUUCAAUGUCCAGCUCCUCAAUGCAUCCUGAAGAUAAGCAAGUUUUCACUGAGGGUACAUUUACCAAAGAAACAAAAGAGAACCUGUGCAGUGAACAAGAGAUAACAAGCCAAUUAUCUGAUCAUUUAAGAAUAGAGCCUGUAGCAUGUCAGAUAGAGCAGUUAGUUAAAUCCAGCUCUGAAGAAACUGAGAAAAAAUGUGAGACAAAGGAUUGUUGCCAGAACACAGACACACCAAUGUCACCAAGAAAGCAGAUUAGUCAAAAAGAUUUGAAGUCAGAAGUGAAUGAGACCAUAAAGCUACCCGGUGAACCAGUGUUAAAAGAUACAAGAGCCAGUGAUGGCUCCCAGGAAGAAGCAAUAGACCGAUGGGCCAGGCAACGGAAGCAAUUCAAAGACAGUAAAAAGUGCAGUUCAACUGGCGGGAGCUCCAUAACCAGCACAAUCACUGAGAUAUCAAUAAACUCAGAGGAAGCCCGUUCAGUGGAUCUGAGUCUCCGUAGUGAAAAUGAGGAGAGAGGUUUCUACACAGAGAACUUUCAUUCAGCUUCGUGGGUUUUCAGAGGGGAUGACAGCAGUCCGGAUAAUAGCCCUAGAUGUCUCAGCAAAAGGCCUAGGCCAGUAGCAGUUCGUGAACGAACAGUGAGGAUCGCAAAAGGAACUGGUGAUUACCCCUGGGGAUUCCGAAUCCAGUUCUCAAAGCCCAUCCUUGUGACUGAAGUGGAUACUAACAGUGCGGCUGAGGAAGCAGGGCUUCAGGUGGGGGAUAUUGUGUUGGCUGUCAAUGGAACUGACGUCACCAGCAUGCCACAUUCACAAGCUGCAAAUCUGGCAAGAAAGGGCCCUGAUAUCUUGACCCUCUUGGUUGGAUCAGACAUUAGCCGCUGCCCCAACACUCCCAGGCCAACAUGUCGAGGAUAUUUGCACAAGCGAACUCACUCAGGGAUACUGAAGGGCUGGAGGAAGAGAUGGUUUGUGCUGAAACAUGAUGGCUGCCUUCACUACUACAAACACAAGAAGGAUGAAGGAAAGUGCAAACCUCUAGAUGUAACAAAGUUAGAAGGUGCAGAAAUUGGUGUUGACAGCAGCCUGGGUAAACCAUUUGUGUUUAAAUGCAUGCCUCAAACCGGAAACAAGAUUUUCUACUUUUGUGCAACUUCAAACCAAGAGAUGAAGAGGUGGCUGGAGGCUAUGGAUAAAGCUGUGCAUCCUGUCCAUCAGAAUCAUGUAUGGGUAGAUGUCACCCUGCACAACACAAGCCUUCCACCCCUCGCUAUCAAAAACCCAGAGUGUCUGGGUCUCCUCCACCAACUGGAUAAAACCAGGGACGUGUGGACUCAGCACUACUGCAUUCUGAAGGAUGGCUGUUUGUAUUUUUAUGCCGGCAUUCGCUCCACACAUGCCAUAGGUGGGAUUUACCUGCAAGGUUAUACUGUAAGCGAACAGUCACUUGGCUCCAGGAGAUCUGUAAUUGAAAUGAAACCCCCAUCCGAAGAGUUUCAAACCUUCUACCUAUGUGCAGAGAAUGUAAAUGAAAACAAACGAUGGAUUACUGCUUUGAAAACCUCAAUUAAUAAAUGGGUAACCCUACACCAGGCCAUUCAAGACUUCAUGAACCGACCCCUGGAAGAGACAAAGAUGUGAAAAAAAAAUCUAGUUUUUCUUCAUACUUUUCUUUAUAAUACAUUUCAAGACAAUAUCUCCCACACAGAUGAUAUUUUAGCAGCAGGUGAACUUUAGCAGUGGUAUGUACCACAUA
Molecule: messenger RNA, 5723 nt
Organism: Trachemys scripta elegans
Lineage: Eukaryota; Metazoa; Chordata; Testudines; Emydidae
Exons: 13
Coding region: 1601-5608 (1335 amino acids)
Molecular function (GO): protein binding
Source: RefSeq, a predicted model, not a curated record